Didymodactylos carnosus is the source of this 1263-nucleotide messenger RNA. Lineage: Eukaryota; Metazoa; Rotifera; Eurotatoria; Philodinida; Philodinidae. The record is from the annotation of a GenBank genome assembly.
CCACGUUAAUGUAACGUAAUUUGCAUGGCUUGUGUUCUUGUUUGGUGGUGUAACCAUCAUACGACACCACUACUCGUUUAAAUGACUUGGACAUUGAUAUAAAUAUUGCCCAAUUCCACUACAAUUAUAACAUUUGCACGAUGAUGACGCUGGUCGGAAAGUUGUAUGACGUGGUUGAGAAUAAUUCUGAUAAUCAUUUGACGAGGUUGUCGUGACCCAGAAGAUAAUAUGAUACCUAUUGUAGAAUAUAAACGGAAAGAAAAGAGAGUUGUACAUAUAUUCGAGAAAAGAAAAACGAAAGUCAUAUGGGAAGAAAAAGACAUGAAAGGUUAGAACAGAACGAAAGAUAACAGAUAGAUACAAAAUAGAACCAAUAUAACAAACACAUAGCAAAAUGAAGAUUGAAAUUGCUAAUUUCCAGAAAACUUCGUUCUUGCUCAUGUGUUGGACAAGUGUCUCCUAACAACAGAACUUAGAAUCGAGAUCGGUUUAUAUCACUACAGCUACAGUACUAAUUCGGCCUGGAACUUUCUUCCUUCAGCCCAAUGGUGCGCUACUGGGAGCAUGGCAACAGCACGCAUGAGUCAUACUGCAACCAUGCUAAAUUCGGGCAAAGUUCUUGUAGCUGGUGGGCACUACCAAUCGUCGGACCUUGCUACUAGUGAACUAUUUGAUCCAUCAACGGGCCAAUCGACCACUACGGCCAGCUUGGCAACAGCACGCUCUGAGCAUACUGCAACCCUGCUAAAUUCGGGCAAAGUUCUUGUCAGUGGUGGUAUCAGCGGAGGAGGAGCCUCGCCUAUUGCUACUUGUGAAAUAUUUGAUCCAUCAACGAGCCAAUGGACCAAUUCCUCCAGCAUGGCAACAGCACGCUUUUUUCAUACUGCAACCCUGCUAAAUUCGGGCAAAGUUCUUGUAGCUGCUGGUCGCCACGCAUCGUUGACUCUUGCUACUUGUGAAAUAUUUGAUCCAUCAACGAACCAAUGGAGUACUACUGGAAGCAUGGCAACAGCACGCUAUUAUCAUACUGCAACCCUGCUAAAAUCGGGCAUAGUUCUUGUCACUGGUGGUAACACCGGAUCAUCGCUUAUUGCUACUUGUGAAAUAUUUGAUUCAUCAACGAGCCUAUGGACCUCUACUGCAAACAUGACAAUAGCACACUCUCGGGAUCCGGCACAACUGUUGAACUCAGGCGAAGUUCUUGUCGCUGGGGGUCAAAGCACAUCGUCGGUUGUUGCUACUUGUGAAAAGUAUUGUAUGUGA